Cladocopium goreaui is the source of this 618-nucleotide messenger RNA. Lineage: Eukaryota; Dinophyceae; Suessiales; Symbiodiniaceae. The record is from the annotation of a GenBank genome assembly.
CAGAUGUAGAGAGAAGACGAUGUCGACAGAGUUCUGACCUAUGGAUCGCGAAUAUGAAGAGGUCAUUGCCAACCAGCCUGUGGUCAUCGACAAUGGCUCCGGCAUGAUCAAGGCUGGGUUUGCCGGUGAUGAUGAUGUGAAAUUGGUGCACCCCUCCUUUGUUGGAAGGCCCAAACACCAACGCGUCAUGGCCGGUGCCGUGGAAGGAGAUGCCGGUGAGAUCUUUGUGGGUGAACGCGCCGAGAAGUUUCGUGGGAUUCUGUCCUUGAAAUAUCCCAUGGAGCACGGCAUUGUUCAGCACUGGGACGACAUGGAGCUGAUUUGGCGCCAUGUCUAUUCUGAGAUGAAGGUGAAUGCUGAAGAGCAUCCGGUUCUGCUCACAGAGGCACCGCUAAAUCCGCGAAAGAAUCGGGAGAGAGCGGCCGAGAUCUUUUUUGAGACCUUCGGCUGCCCCGCACUGUUUGUGUCUGCUCAGGCGAUUCUGUCGUUGUACGCCAGCGGACGGACGACCGGGGUGGUUCUGGACUCCGGCGACGGCGUGAGCCAUGCGGUGCCGGUCUACGAGGGCUUUGCUCUGCCACAUGCAGUGAUGAGAUCCGAUGUGGCUGGUCGCGAUGU